Molecule: messenger RNA, 1751 nt
Organism: Myiozetetes cayanensis
Lineage: Eukaryota; Metazoa; Chordata; Aves; Passeriformes; Tyrannidae
Gene: NIPSNAP3A
Product: nipsnap homolog 3A
Exons: 6
Coding region: 67-819 (250 amino acids)
Cellular component (GO): mitochondrion
Source: RefSeq, a predicted model, not a curated record
GCCCCGGGAACCGGCGAGUCCCUUGAGCCCUGCCCUGCCCGGCCCGCCGCAUCCGCCGCGUCCGCCAUGGCGUUCCCAGCCAUGCUCCGCCGGCCCCUCGCCGCCGCCGCCCGCCUGGCCCGGGCCCGGGCCGGCCCGCAGGUACUCCUUGCUACAGGGCCCAGACAAGACAGCAGUGUUUUCUACGAAUUUCGCACAUAUGACAUUAAGCCAUCGAAGAUGAAGGAGUUUCUGGAAAUGGUCAACAAGUACUUUCACUUUCGCACAGCUCACUCCGAGCUGGUGGGAUUCUGGUACACGGAGCUGGGAGCACUGAAUAAGGUGUUCCACAUUUGGAAGUACGAUAAUUUUGCUCACAGAACAGCAGUCCGGCAAGCGCUAGCCCAAGACAAAGACUGGCAGGGGAAAUUUAUAUCUGCGGCUCUCCCCCUGAUGGAGAAGCAGCACAAUGAGGUCGCUUAUCUGGUACCUUGGUGUCAACUUGGAAAGCCUCCAAAAGAAGGGGGGGUAUAUGAAUGGGUUACUUUCCAGAUGAAGCCUGGGGGGCCAGCACUGUGGGGUGAAGCAUUUCGAGCUGCAAUCAAUGCUCACAUCAACACAGGCUAUACCAAGCUGAUUGGUGUUUUCCAUACAGAAUAUGGAUUACUUAACAGAGUCCAUGUGUUGUGGUGGAACGAGAGCCCAGAUCACCGGGCAGCGGGAAGACACAGGGCCCAUGAAGAUGCCAGAGUCGUAGCAGCUGUGCGCGACAGUGUCAGGUUCUUGGAGUCCCAGCAAAAUGCACUUCUGAUUCCUGUGCCGUGCUCACCGCUGAAAUAACCUUCUUCUAAAGGAUGUAACUGAUGGCAGAAGAGACAAGAUGCAAGUGCUGUCAGCAGGUGACAUGGAUUCCCGUACCCUCGUGAACUGAGCUGUUCUUCAAUUGACCAAAAAUGGAUGCAAAAUGCUGAUCACUAGCAAUGUAAAUCAGCACCCUGCUAGCAGUUGUUAAAAAGAAGUUUAUGAUGUUGUUCCUACAUCUCCAGGAAAAAGAACUUGAGCCGUAUCACAUAUGACACGAACCACACUUCACCAGUCUUUCAUGUUAACCCCUAAGUUCUUAACACUUUUUUUUAAUAGCUAGAUCCCUUGUCAAACCUACUAAGUGUUCUUUUACAACACUGCUGUUGGGGAUGGUAUCAUUUUGAUAACAUACUUUGGUGCUUCUUAUAAUUAUCACAUUGUGGUUAUUCCAUACUGGUUUAAGAAGGGAUGCUCCCUCAUAUAUCUUAGCCAGUUAUGUUUUAUUUUAAUCAGACAUCUCAUGGGGAUAUUCUGUAUUAAUCCUGAGCAAAGUAGAACAUCAGUGUAGCUGGAGUUGGACUUGGGUGCUACAGUGGAGCUGGUCAGGUGGUGUGGAGCACCCUCUUCUGCAAUUUAUAGGUACUAACUAUAAAUUGCAAAGCACUUGGGAGGCUAUUCCAUACGUUAAUCACAGACCUGCAACAAGCAAUUGAUUUAAUUUGUCUACUUAGGUAUCUUUUGUGCAGUUUGCCUAAUGAUUAUUGCUUGCUUUAAGUGCACUAAGAUCUCAUAGAAAGUGCUAAAAAACAGCCACAGGCAAUUAUGCUUAUGUCCAAAGUACAACUUAGGUCUCUGUAAUGAAAAUUCAGAGACAGGUGCUUGAGUUGGGAUUUAAACAUCCAGAGAAGUUUGUUAUGCUCUGCAGCUGUAUUUGACAAAUAAACCAAACACUGUUUGAAAACACUGUU